Molecule: messenger RNA, 2569 nt
Organism: Carya illinoinensis
Lineage: Eukaryota; Viridiplantae; Streptophyta; Magnoliopsida; Fagales; Juglandaceae
Product: leucine-rich repeat receptor-like protein kinase PXC1
Exons: 2
Coding region: 259-2298 (679 amino acids)
Biological process (GO): protein phosphorylation
Molecular function (GO): protein kinase activity; protein binding; ATP binding
Source: RefSeq, a predicted model, not a curated record
CCUCCCAUAUAAGGCUGUCACCUUUAAUCAUACUCACCCUCUCAAGUAUAGCUCAAAAAGAUAUCAUAAACAUACACACACUCUCUCUCUCUCUCUCUCUCUCUCUUCCCCUUAAAUUAUACCCGAUUCUUCAUGUUUCAACUUGUUUAGCCAAGACAUGGAGACAAGAGAGAGCGUGAGACUAGCUAUCAGUCUCCUUACAUUUUGAACACAAAAAACACGUCUACAAAACCAGUCUCCUCCUUACUUGCACAAAAGAUGAAUAAUCCUUUUCUCUUACCCUUAAGCUCAGCCUUAGCCUUAGCCUUUUUCACCCUCUCUGUCUGUGUCCCGAACGACACAGACGUACUCACCCGUUUUCGCCUCCAGGCUGAUGCCCACGGCCAGCUCAACUCCAACUGGAGCGGCGGUGAUGCCUGCGCCGCUUCGUGGCGCGGUGUCCACUGCUCCUCAAACAGCAAACGCGUCGUCAUUCUCUCCCUCCCUUCCCUUAACCUCCGCGGCCCACUCCACUCUCUGGCUGCGCUCGACCAGCUCCGCCUUCUCGACCUCCAUAACAACCGCCUCAACGGCACCGUAUCACGCCUCACCAACUGCACCAACCUCAAGUUCAUCUACCUCUCCGGCAAUGACCUCUCUGGGGAAAUCCCACCAGAGAUAUCGUCUCUCCGGCGCCUCCUCCGCCUAGACCUGUCCGACAACAACCUCCGCGGCUUGGUUCCUAAAGAGCUGUGCCGGUUGAAGCGGCUAAUCACGCUUCGGUUACAGAACAAUGCGCUCUCUGGGACGGUUCCUGACCUCUCCGUCUCCCUGCUGAAUCUUAGGGAGCUGAACUUAACGAGCAAUGAGUUGUAUGGACGCUUGCCUGACGGUUUACUGAAGAAAUUCGGCAAGGAUAUAUUUUCAGGGAACGAAGGUCUGUGUGGGUCGAGCCCCUUUCCUGCUUGCUCGUUCACCGGAACUCCUCCGGCAUCCGCUUCUACUCAGACCGUAACGUCAAACCCGAGCUCGUUGCCACAAGCGCCUGCAACAAGUCAUGCCAAAGGAGGAUCGCGAAACGGACUAAGCACCGGUGUUAUAGUGGCCAUUGUAAUAGCAAACUGCGUGGCGUUGUUGGUGGUGGUGUCGUUCGUCCUCGCGUAUUACUGUGCGAGAAACCGGAGUUUGUCUGGUUCUAUAGCGGAGAACGAUAGCGGGAAGAGGAGGAGGAGGAGUGGUAGUAGCUAUGGUGGGAGCGAGAAGAAGGUGUAUGCCAGCAAUGAAGGUGAAGAUAGCUGCAGCGAUGCGACAAACGCCACGGACCGAAGCAAGCUUGUGUUUUACGAUAGGAGGAAGCAGUUUGUGCUUGAGGAUUUGCUCCGGGCAUCGGCGGAGAUGCUCGGGAAAGGGAGCCUGGGGACAGUGUAUAGGGCGGUGCUCGAUGACGGGUGCAUCAUGGCCGUGAAGCGACUUAAGGACGCGAACCCGUGUGAGAGGAAGGAGUUUGAGCAGUAUAUGGAUGUGAUCGGGAAGCUUAAGCAUCCAAAUAUCGUGAAAUUUAGAGCUUAUUACUAUGCCAAGGAGGAGAAGCUUCUUGUCUAUGAUUAUCUUUCCAAUGGGAGCUUACAUUCACUUCUUCACGGGAAUCGGGGUCCGGGGAGAAUCCCUUUGGAUUGGACUACAAGGAUCAGCUUGGUUCUAGGAGCGGCUCGAGGACUAGCAAAGAUUCAUGAAGACUACAGCGUAUCCAAAAUACCUCAUGGGAAUGUGAAAUCUUCGAAUGUGCUCCUCGACAAGAACGGCGUUGCAUGCAUUUCCGAUUUCGGGCUCUCGCUGCUUAUAAAUCCGGUUCAUGCCAUUGCAAGAUUAGGAGGCUACAGGGCUCCUGAACAGGCAGAAAUCAAGAGGCUGUCUCAAAAGGCAGAUGUGUACAGCUUUGGGGUAUUGUUGUUGGAGGUUCUUACAGGGAGAGCUCCGUCCCAGUACCCUUCACCAAGUCGGCCACGCGCGGACGAAGAUCAGGAACAGGCUGUGGACCUUCCAAAAUGGGUUCGAUCGGUCGUGAAGGAAGAAUGGACUGCUGAAGUGUUUGACCAAGAACUGUUAAGGUAUAAGAACAUUGAGGAAGAACUGUUGUCAAUGCUCCAUGUGGGGUUGGCCUGUGUAGUGCCACAGCCCGAAAAGAGGCCAACAAUGGCGGAAGUGGCGAAGAUGAUAGAGGUCAUCAGGGUGGAGCAGUCUCCUCUCGGGGAGGAUUAUGACGAAUCCCGCAAUUCACUUUCACCUUCGCUUGCCACCACUGAAGAUGGACUCGCUUGAUGCCCAUCUCUUUCUUUCAAGUGCUUCAGUAACUAUGCGCCAAUAUUAAAUUGAUGAGCUCCCAUUGCAUGGUUAUUUCUAUCCUCAUUCAUGUCCUCUAUUUUCAUUCGCAGUUUCUCGCUGCAAAUUCUGGCUGUUGCAGACUCUUAUCAGAGUUCUUUGUAAUAUUUGUAAGCUUUAUGUGCUCUUCUCCACGAGCCAACCAGUUAGUCCUGUUUAGUCUUCUGAUGUUGUGCAAUUUAGUAAUUUUAUUCCUUAGUUAUUCUAAAAA